Molecule: messenger RNA, 801 nt
Organism: Adineta steineri
Lineage: Eukaryota; Metazoa; Rotifera; Eurotatoria; Adinetida; Adinetidae
Source: the annotation of a GenBank genome assembly
AUGAGUGAGAAUGACAUUCCUACUAGUGAAUAUCGUUUUCAAGCGAUUGAUAAAAAAUUUGAAAGUAUCGAUGGUAAACAAAAUCGAGAUCAUUUAAUUAAAUGGGGUAUGCGUGGAAAAAUACGAGCAAAUAUGUAUAUUUUUGAUCAAACAUUUCCUGAAUAUAAUGCUAAAAAAUUUAUUUUGGAUUUUUUCAAAGAUCCUAAUGUUCUGAAUACAUUGAAAAUGUUUACUAAAGCAGGUGAAUGGCAAUUACUUGGUCAACCAGCUCAUGAUGUUCGUAUUGAACAAUUAAAUACAAAUAUUCUCUCAUUAGAAUUUUUUGAUCGUUUAUUUAAUAAUAAAAUUAUACGUGAACAAGGACAUAUUAAAAAAUGUAUUGAAGAAUAUAAAGAUGAAUUUAUUAUCUCGGAUGAACUUCGAAAAGUUUUAAUUAUGGAUGAAUUUGAUAGUUAUGAUAUAUUUUCAGAUAAUGAUCGAAAAGAAUUUAUAUUUCAUUUAUUUAAACAUUUUUGUUUGGGUGGACAAGUUUGUCAAUAUGAAGAUGAUGUUCAACCUUAUCUUGAUGUAACAAAAUCUGUUUAUAAAGAAAUAAUUAGUGUUCAAAAAGAUGCUGAAUCUCAAACAAUUCAAGUUGUUUCACCUGUUUUUAAAAUUGAAGCAUUGAAUGAAAAUGGUAAAAAAUUUUAUCCAUCACGUACAGCAUAUGAACAAGAUUUUGCUUAUAUAAUUAUUGAUCCAAUUAAACGACAUGUUAUUAUUUUAUCAAAUUUUUAUGAAGGACCUUCAUUUUUUGAGUGA